AUGAGACCGAGAAGGUUUGUGCACCCCGAGGCAGCGACUCUGUUCUCUAAGUGGCCGUGGGUGCGACGGGUGCCGAUAUUUGGUGAAGCUGUCGAGGGCUACGGGCCCAAGGUCAUCGUCGCUCUUGGAGCUACCAACCUGCUCUGCAGGGGCCUCGCGGAUCGCAUCCUGACGGGUCAGACGUACGCCAUGAUGAUGGAUCGCUACGGCAUCAGUGUUCCCCGCUACCAGCGCCUGUCCACCAUCGCUACGAUGGGGUGGUCCAUCAAGGCCUUCACCGCGAUGCUCUGCGACGGCUUCGCCUUCCUCGGCUACACGAAGCGCUGGUGCAUGUUCAUCUCCUGCGUCGGCGGUGGUGCGUUCGCCCUCCUCUACGGCCUGCUGCCCGCGAAGGAGGCGUCGGCUGAUGUGGCAGCCACCUUCAUCUUCCUGUCGACGUGGGGCAAGGCCAACGUGGAUAUCCUGUCGGAGGGCCAUUACAGUCGACUGAUGCGCGAGAACCCGAAGCCUGGCCCGUCCAUGGUGAGCUGGAUCUGGUUCUGGAUCAUGGUAGGGGCCAUCAUCGCGACUGUGAUGAACGGCCCGCUCGCGGAUGCCGGGAAGCCGCAGAUCAGCAUCUUCGUGUCUGCCGCGCUGCAGGCCAUCACCUGUGUCUUCUACCUGUUCAACUGGUACGGGGAGAAGAAGAACCGCGUGCUGCGCUCCGAGGACGCGCUGUUUAUUCUGGAGGAGACCCGCAAGGAGCGUGAGCGCCUGGGUCUCGAGGGGGUGAACGACGGCACGGCGGGUGCGCAGCAUGGUGGUGCGGCGAAGGGGAAGAAGAGCCCGCAGCACUCGCACUCGGAUGAGGACGUGGAGGGUGCCGUACGGGACGCCCUCAACGAUGGUCAGCGCGACAACGGUGAACUUGUGCAGGACGUCUACGACGACGCGUAUGACGACGGCGAGGGGGUGGCCGAGGGCGAUGUGUACUACGGCAAGCCGCCGGUGCCGUGCCUGUUCGGGCUGUUCGAGGCAAACACGGAGGUGAUUUCGAAGAACUGGAAGAUCUUCGUGUACAGCGUCGUCAUGACCUGUGCUGUGAUCACGAUGCUGUGUGCCAACAUGCUGGCCGACACGCUGGGCCUCCUGGUUGCGUGCGUCGUUGUGUCGACCAUCUGCUGCGCCACGUCCUUCUGGGCCCUGCCGCUGGUGAUUGCGAAGGCCAACGUGUUUGGCUACCUCCAGCAGGCGGUGUACAUCAACAUCGCGAGCCCCCUCAUGACCUUCUACCUGAACUCAUACAACUGUGAGGAGAACUUCCCGAACUUUAGCUACAGUUUUUACAACACCGUUGCGGGCGUGAUCGGCAAAUUCGCAGCGCUGGCUGGCGUGUCCGCAUUCAACUGCAUAUUCUCGAAGUGCAGCUACCGCCUCACCUUCUGCGUGACCACGUUCGCGCAGGUUCUGGGCGGAAUGACGGAUAUUGUGAUUGUGAAGCGGUGGAACCUGUACAUUGGCAUCCCUGACCACGCCAUGUACAUUUGGGGUGCGGCUGUAGUGAGCGAGGUGUGCUACAUGCUUGGCUAUAUGCCGAUGGUUGUGCUGCUGUCUCGCCUGUGCCCUCGUGGCUCGGAGAGUGUCGUGUAUGCGCUGAUGGCGGGCUUCGCGAGCCUGGGACGCUCGACUUCCGCGUCCCUCGGUGCGAUCAUCAUGGAGUACGGCCUGCCUGUGUUCAAGACCCAGGACGAUGGUUACCGUUGCGGCAUGGAGAAUCUUGCAUGGCUGCUGUUUGUGUGCAAUGUGUGCGCGCCUCCGCUCGUGCUGCCGCUGACUCUGCUGCUGCCGAAGGCGCGCAUCUGCGACGAUGUCGACAUUGACGGCAAGGCGUUGCGCAGGAAGGUAGACGCGGAGUUGAUGGCGGUCGAGACAGGCGAGUUGCAGUCGCCGCCCUCGUCGGCUGAGAACGCCCGUGCGACGAAGGCACAGGACGACGAGGCAACGCGAGAGAAAGUCUAG
Molecule: messenger RNA, 1998 nt
Organism: Leishmania major strain Friedlin
Lineage: Eukaryota; Euglenozoa; Kinetoplastea; Trypanosomatida; Trypanosomatidae
Product: putative folate/biopterin transporter
Exons: 1
Coding region: 1-1998 (665 amino acids)
Cellular component (GO): membrane
Source: RefSeq, a predicted model, not a curated record